Sitophilus oryzae (rice weevil) is the source of this 2323-nucleotide messenger RNA. RefSeq names its product pancreatic triacylglycerol lipase-like. Bases 52 to 1590 code for a protein of 512 amino acids. Lineage: Eukaryota; Metazoa; Arthropoda; Insecta; Coleoptera; Curculionidae. Gene Ontology annotation, biological process: lipid metabolic process. The transcript is spliced from 11 exons. The record is from RefSeq and is a predicted model, not a curated record. Gene Ontology annotation, molecular function: carboxylic ester hydrolase activity; lipase activity.
ACAUUUGAUCAUCAAAACCGAGUGUCAUAUUUUUUGUCAAGUUGUCAAGCUAUGAAACACAUUACUGCGUUGUUUUUGUUAAUUUUAAUUUGUGAAACCAAAAUAAAAAACGAUGAAGAUGACGACAAUAUACCCAGAGAACCUUCGACAACUGAAAGAAAAUUAAUAAAAUUUGGUGAUUCUAUAACAAAAUGUUUCGAUGAUUUAGGAUGUAUCCGAGUUGACGAUGAAUGGUUUGAUAAAAAAUAUCGCCCAGUAAAUUUCAUGCCAGUAGAUCCAGAAUCUCUCAGAACCGAGUUUCUGUAUAUAAAAAGAAAUAAUUCAAAACCAAAUGCCGUCUAUUAUGUUGUAAUGACAUCCAAUCCCAGUUCAAUAAAAAACAGUGGUUUUGAUGGUAAAUCUUCAACGUUCAUGCUGAUUCAUGACUUUACAAGCAACGGCUUUGCUGGAUGGAUAAAACACAUUUCAAAAGUUUUGUUUACGAGACUGAAGACAUGCAAUAUUGUGUCUGUGGAUUGGCAACAUGGUGCUGAGCCUCCUUAUGACCAAGCAAUAGCCAAUGCGAGGACUGUAGCCUUGGAAAUAAUCAACUUCAUAAAAGUUCUUAAACAAAAAUUUAAUUUUGAUGUUAGUAGACUUCACUUAAUUGGGCAUGGUGUAGGAGCCCAUAUUGCUGGUUAUGUUGGUACAGUAUUUUGCCGAAUAAAAAAGAUAACAGGGUUAGACCCGAGUGGUCCUAGAUUUGAUAAGAUGUCUCCUACUGUAACACUGGAUGCAUCAGAUGCCAAAUACGUUGAAGUUCUUCAUACAGACGGAAUUGGAGAACAUCACCAAGGAUCUCUGGAACGAUUUGGACAUAGUGAUUUCUAUAUUAACGAUGCGGACCUACAACCUGGAUGUUCACAAGAUGAAGCACUAACCAAUCUUUUAUCAGUGACCAGGGACUCACUAGAAGAAUGUCAAAUACUGCCUGGUUGUAGUCACAAAAUGGCGUACAAGUAUUUUAUAGAGUCCUUGGAAGCGGAAGCCUGUAGUUUCCUUGGGAUUAGGUGUAGCAGUUAUCAAGAUUUUAUUAAUGGAAAAUGUACCUCUUGUGACAAAGAUAGAUGUAGAACUUUUGGAAUGGCAACGUUCAAUAGUACAGAAAACAAUACAUAUGCGUCUUAUUACUUACAGACGUCUAAGAAGCCACCUUAUUGCUUGUAUCAGUAUAGAAUCACACUUCAUUUGAAAGCCACCAAACCAACAUUUACUGGAUACUUCAAGUUCAUCCUGAUUGAUGUAAAUCAUCGUGUAACAUCAUCCUCAGUCUCAGAACCAAGGGAUUUUAAAGGUGGUAGUGGUAACAGUUUAGUAUUCUACGCUGGUAGCCCUGAAAUGGGAAAAAUUAAAUCAGCUAAAAUUGGUUGGCACCAGAAAAGGAAUGUUUUUUGCAUCAUCAAUUGUAAAGAAUCUGUUAAUGUUGAGAAAGUCAGUAUAUCCAGUAUAAACAGUCAUCAGAAAAACGUAUCAACUUCUGUGCUGUGCCCGAAAGAUGGCAUAACAGAAAUCAUAAAUGGAGAUUACCAAGAGUUCUAUCCUUGUAGCUGAUCGAUUAACAAAGAAGAAAAACUAAUUUUAGGCAUUUACACUAUUUUAUUUUACACUAAUUCGAAAAAUAAUAAAUAUACAAUCCAUUUACCAACAAAUAGAGUUUUCUUUUUCUGUUGACAGUUUAUAAAAUCAGAUAAAAACCAUAAAAAAUAGUGCAUUCUAACGAAGAGAUAUUGACGUUUCACUGAAUUUCACCCUUACAUCAUACUUUUUAAGUGAGGCACAGAAAAUUUAAAACAAAUGGUGCAGAACUCAUAUUUUAAUUUGUGAGAAAACUAUAACUGCAUAAUUGAUUUAAAAUUUCUGAAAAGUAGCUGAAAAAUUAUCUCAGUAUUUUGAGUGAUUCUUCAGUCCGUUUUUACCUUUGAAUAGGAAGACUAUGGAAGGAGCAUAUCAAAUAUCUUAGAUCCACCGCGAUGGGCCUCAAAUAUGGCCGACUUAAAUUCCGCUUUAUCAGUGCCGUUCUAAUUUUAUUUAAAAAAUGUAAAACUAUGAUGUAGGGUUGACGUGGGGUAGACUCAAUAAUAUGUUGUUUUAUUUGACGUUGUGAAUAAAUGUUGGUAGUUAUUAAAAUUGUUACAAAAAUAUAUAAUUCUAAUAAAAAUAGAUUUAAUAAUAAGAAGAAUAGAAGUUAUAAUAAUUAUUUAUUAACAUAAACAUCCGAUACGCUACUGAAGCAAGUAAAUCUGGUAAAUCAAAUUGACAGAUGACGGGUAUCUAAAUUCUUUGA